Molecule: messenger RNA, 1572 nt
Organism: Lachancea thermotolerans CBS 6340
Lineage: Eukaryota; Fungi; Ascomycota; Saccharomycetes; Saccharomycetales; Saccharomycetaceae
Product: KLTH0E00550p
Exons: 1
Coding region: 1-1572 (523 amino acids)
Biological process (GO): amino acid transmembrane transport
Cellular component (GO): membrane
Molecular function (GO): amino acid transmembrane transporter activity
Source: RefSeq, a predicted model, not a curated record
AUGCCAAAGGAGAACGAUAAAACACACGGCUCCGCAAGCAUCGUUUCUGCUGAAUCUGUGGACUCAACCGGAUAUGUUGUCAACGCGAAAGGCGAAGUUCUUUUGAGCAAUGGCUUGAAACCGGGGCUAAAGAACCGAAUGAUCAACUUAAUGGCAAUUUGUGGCAUUAUAGGGCCUGGAGUAUUUGUGGGCAUGGGAUCUAUGCUUAAAAGCAGCGGUGGUGCUGGGCUUUUGGCAGGGUUUGCCAUAGUAGGUGUCCUCUGCAUGUACAUGAUGCUCAGCGUUGGCGAGCUGAAUUCAACUUUCGACUUUAAUUUCUGCAAGCACGGAACACGCUUUGUCUCCCCAGGCUUUGGUGCAGCACUGGCGCUGGCUUAUGUUGUAUUAUGGAUCACAAACCUUAUUUCUGAAUAUACUUCAUUGACAAGUAUAUGCGAAACUUACACAGACAAAGUGCCAACUUAUGGUUGGUUCUUGAUCUUUUGGGCUUUUUUCACUCUAUUUCAACUUUUAGAUGUAACAGCAUAUGGUGAAUCGGAAUAUAUUUUGGGAUUCCUCAAGCUUGGUUUCAUAACGGCAUUUUAUGUGUUUGCCAUUGUAUACGCCUCUGGAGGUGUUCCAAAUAACAAACCAGACAAUCCAUUUGGGAAACACCCAUUAGUAGAUGGCUUUAAAGGUAUCGCUAAUUCCUUUGUUUUUGCAGGGGUAUUUUUGAGUGGUAUUGAAAGUGUUUCAAUUUUUGCAAGUGAGUCUAGGAACCCUGCGAAAGCUAUACCAGUCGCUGUUAGAAGCACAGUAAUACGAAUUUUCUACGUUUAUUUUGGAAUCUCAAUCGCAUACGGAAUUACAGUCUCACCAACUGAUGCCGCUUUAAGUGAUCCUCAUAAAUCAAUGAAAGCACCAAUGACAAUAGCGCUCACAAACGCAGGUUGGGUUAAUGGAAAAUACCUGAUAACAACAAUUAUUCUCGUGACAUGUAUAUCUUCGAUUAACUCUGCCAUUUUUUUGGCAUCGCGGUCAUUAUUCACUUGGAGCGAAAUGGGAAUGGGCCCUAAAAUAUUUACGAAAACUAACAAAAAAGGGGUCCCCUAUGUUGCUGUUCAUUUUUGCCACUUGUUUGGGUUUCUCUCCAUCUUAAGCUAUUCAGCUGGGUCCUCAGUGGCUUAUAACUAUGUGGUCAAUGUUGCGGGAGUUUGUGCUUUCAUUGUUUGGACGAGUAUCUCCUUUAUUCAUUUACGCUUUAGAAGAGGCUGGGUCAAGCAAAGCAAGCCUCUCAGUGAUUUAGGAUUUGUGGCGCCACUUUUCCCGUGGAUCAACAUCGUCGGGAUAACUUUAGGAACAAUUCUUGUUCUUGUUCAAGGUUGGUCUUCAUUCUGUCCAUGGGACAAAAAAGCUUUUAUCGACGGUUAUAUCAUGCUCCCUGUAUUCUUUCUAGUUUGGGGCUUGUAUGAUUUGGUUUUGCUCAAAACAAAAAUUAUCAAAAGUUCGGAAAUGGAUUUUGAAAGCGAUAGAAAAUUGGACUUGGAUGCUCUUAAGAAAGAGACCAGUGUUGUAAUUGUUGAAGGAGAAUAG